AUGCCCCGUGCCAAGUCCCACCGGCGAGCCCAGGCCCAGAAGCGGAGGAUGGCGCAGCCGCAGCCAUGGACCCCCCAGCCGCCUGUCCCCGAGUUCGUUGCUCGGCGCGGUACAGGGUACCGCCAUCGCGUGCGGAGAUGGCCGACUUCGAAGCUGACCCAGCGCAGCUUCAAGUUGGUCACUCCUGCCCAGAAGCCGGACCAGAAGAUGGUGUUCGUCGUGGGAGACUCCCACCUGCGGGCCCUGGUGGAUGGGAUCGUCGCGAUGCCGGAGGUACCUCUCUCUUUCUCUUUUCUCUCUGUUCCAGGUGCGCAUGCAGCAGAGCUGAGGAAGGAGGUGUCCCACGCCGCUCUCCCCUGGACCCCGGACGUGGUGUGUGUGCUCGCCCCGAGCAACAACCUGACAGCCAGCAGGAACAUCGGAGAGGCGUCGCUGGACUUCGGUGCUCUCCUGGCUACAGUUUGCAACCGCUGGGCGAAGGUGUUCGUGCUGGACUUCCCUCCACGCCUGAACAUCGAGCCUGGCCUGCAGGAGCUGUUCCGCCAGGAGUUCCGCCGUGUCGCAGCACGCAUGGGUCUCCCAUACGUGUCUGUGGCAGAGCACCUCCCCAUGGACCGUUUGGAGCUGUGGAGCCCGCAAUGUGUUCUGCGUUUCACUGUUUUCCAGGUGCACCUCAGCGACAGCGACGGAACGCCGAUCCUCGUCCAGGCCCUGUGGGACGCCGCGGUCCGCCAGCUGGCUCCUCCUCCUCCUCCUCCUCCCUCGGUGCCCCCCCGGACAUCGCCUCGUGCCAGGGUCUCCCCCGUGCUGGUCGUGACGGGACACAGCCCCGCGGCUCGUCACCGCAACCCACUGGAGUGGACCGUCGUCGGACAGGAGGGCAAGAUUCGAGCAUCUCCGGUGCAAGAGUCUGUCCUCCCGUCCAACCCCGUGUGGUUCAGCGGCGACAUCCUGGAUGCCAUGGAGAGGGUUUCGCCAUCCUCGGACAGCGACGUCACUGCCCUUCUGCCAGCUGGCCAGACUUCCCGUGUGAGGCGUUCGCCGAAAGGUGUUGCCACAAGGCGUAGAGGAGGAAAGCGGCAGGUGCUGGCAACACCUUCACCUGCCCGUGUGACCGUGCCUGCCUCCGGCCCCAGACCAGCGGUGCAGCAGGUGGAGGCGACAGCCCAGGAGUCGUCCAGCGUGGUGCCAGGGGUGGUCGUCGUCCGGGAGGAGGUUGCCGCAGCGUGCCCGGCCGUCCCGGAGGUGCCGGCAACACCUUCACCAGCCCGUGGGACCGUGUCCGCCUCCGGGCCCAGACCAGCGGUGCAGCAGGUGGAGGCGACAGCCCAGGAGUCGGCCAGCGAGGUGCCGGGGGUGGUCGUCGGUCGGGAGGAGGCUGCCCUUCUGCCAGCUGGCCAGACUUCCCGUGUGAGGCGUUCGCCGAAAGGUGUUGCCACAAGGCGUAGAGGAGGAAAGCGGCAGGUGCUGGCAACACCUUCACCUGCCCGUGUGACCGUGCCUGCCUCCGGCCCCAGACCAGCGGUGCAGCAGGUGGAGGCGACAGCCCAGGAGUCGUCCAGCGUGGUGCCAGGGGUGGUCGUCGUCCGGGAGGAGGUUGCCGCAGCGUGCCCGGCCGUCCCGGAGGUGCCGGCAACACCUUCACCAGCCCGUGGGACCGUGUCCGCCUCCGGGCCCAGACCAGCGGUGCAGCAGGUGGAGGCGACAGCCCAGGAGUCGGCCAGCGAGGUGCCGGGGGUGGUCGUCGGUCGGGAGGAGGUCGCCACAGCAGGCCCUGCUGUCCCAGAGGAGCGACAGAAGAUCUUCAAGCUAAGGCUGUUUUUGUUCCUUCUAUUUGUGUUAGAGAUGUUCAAUUUGCCACAGCAGCUGGAAUUAGACGGACAGCUGUUUAGGUUCGGUUUUGGCGACACAGUGUUAGGCGAAUCGUUCACCCCUGGAGUCCAUGUGAUCCUGGUGGCAGUCAUUCACCCCUGGAGUCAUGUGACCCCAGUGGCAGUCAUUCAUGCCUGGAGUCAUGUGACCCCGGUGGUAGUUGUUCACUCUCAGGAGUCAAGUGACCCCGGUGGCAGUCCGUUCAUCCCUGGAGUCACGUGA
Myripristis murdjan (pinecone soldierfish) is the source of this 2094-nucleotide messenger RNA. RefSeq lists its product as uncharacterized. Bases 1 to 2094 code for a protein of 697 amino acids. The transcript has 20 exons. The record is from RefSeq and is a predicted model, not a curated record. Lineage: Eukaryota; Metazoa; Chordata; Actinopteri; Holocentriformes; Holocentridae.